This is a messenger RNA of Hyposmocoma kahamanoa, 803 nucleotides long. It is a transcript of the gene Taf12, whose product is annotated as transcription initiation factor TFIID subunit 12. The transcript has a single exon. The coding region runs from base 146 to 679 and encodes 177 amino acids. The record is from RefSeq and is a predicted model, not a curated record. Gene Ontology annotation, biological process: RNA polymerase II preinitiation complex assembly; DNA-templated transcription initiation. Lineage: Eukaryota; Metazoa; Arthropoda; Insecta; Lepidoptera; Cosmopterigidae. Gene Ontology annotation, cellular component: transcription factor TFIID complex; SAGA complex; SLIK (SAGA-like) complex. Gene Ontology annotation, molecular function: TBP-class protein binding; DNA binding; protein heterodimerization activity.
ACCUCUACCUAGUAGACGCUAAAAAAAUUUUAACGUCAAAACAAAUGAGAGGUUAAUAACUUUUGCUGAUUUUUAAAAUAUUUCAAACAGUAUAAAUAAUUGCCAAUAACUAGUGUGCGAUUAAUAAAGUUAAUUUACAAUUAAGAUGUCGAAUAAUUCUUUGAGUCAGGCUCCUAACAUGCCUACUAUAGGAACGAUUAAUCAAGGUGGUAUUCAGUACGUGAACAAUCCGCUCCAGAGUCCUCAGUUGCAAAGUACGUCGUUGCAAGGGUCGCCAUCGCAGCAUAGUCCAAUGGGUACACAGUCGCAGGUUGGCGCCAAAGUAAAUACGAGCGGUGGGGGAGACCAAACAACGCAGCUUUUGAGUCGACCUAGAUUGCAAGAGUUAGUACGUGAAGUAGACCCUACAGUACAACUAGACGAAGAGGUUGAAGAGAUGUUACUUCAAAUAGCUGAUGAUUUUAUUGAUUCAACUUUGAACUCAUCAUGUGCAUUGGCAAAACACAGACAUGCUCCUACUGUCGAGUUAAGGGACGUACAAUUGCACUUAGAAAGACAAUACAAUAUGUGGAUACCAGGUUUCGGUAAUGACGAGUUGCGGCCGUACAAGAGAGCGGCUGUAACUGAGGCACAUAAGCAGCGCAUGGCUCUCAUAAGGAAGACUAUUAAGAAAUACUAAACCUGUUACUAUUUUAGUGUUCACAUCAUUAACCUAGUAACAAAUGGACGUCGGGUUCGCACUAAAAAGUGUCCGCACCUAUAGGGCGUUAAAAUCGCAUACAGAGCGUCAAUCACGCAGCAGU